GCGGAUAUUAUGGCCUUCCUCGACUCUGCUUGGCACGUACGCGAGGACGCGGUCACUAAACUGGGCAUCAAGACCCUUAACGAUGCCCUGAACACAGACUUGAAGAAGUUUGGCGCAGAGGUUCUUCCUCCAAAGUGUGACAGCGGCCAAGUCCAAUCCCUUCCAGGACCUCUUGUCUUACAGGUUGUGAGCGUUCGCAACAUUGCUGCACCCAGCCAUGACCCAAGCAAUCAGGGAGCACCUCGGAUGCUCAUGGUGCGGCUGACAGACGGCCACACGAAAGCAACCGCCCUUGAACUGCAACACCACCCGCGGCUCUCCCAGGACACGGCGCCCGGCACCAAAAUCAUGUUUCCCGCCAACACCAUCCAGUUGGACAACGGCUUCAUUACACUGACCCCUGGGACGGCAAAGGUGCUCGGCGGCAAAGUGACAGACCUGUACGAGCGUUGGAAACUGCAGCGGGACAUGCGCGCCGCUGGCGCUCGUCUUGACACCACAGGCAUGCGCUCUGGCCGCCCCACUUUCCGCCCGUUCUCUGCGGCUGCAGUUCAGGAGGCACGGCAGCGAAAACAGCGAGGCGAGUCAGCACCGCCACCGCCGCCAUCAUCGUCCAACCGCGACGCCAGCCCGCCAGCCCGCGAGAAGCUCAAGACAGACACGACGCUCGCUGCCUUCCAUGCUCGCAGCAGCGGUGCACAGCAGCAGGAGGUCAAGCAGGCGCUUGUCGACCGCUCCCGGCGGCAACAUGAGGAGAGGCGCGCUGAGCGGCGAGCACGGCGUGGACGGCGUGGGCGCGGUGCAUACGAUGACGACGAGGAUGACGGGCUCAUGAGUUUGGAGGAGUAUCAGCGGAGGCAGCAGCAGCAGGGUGGUGGUGGUGGUGGCGUCACUACCACUGGCACGGGCAGCGUUGGCAGUCACGCCAAACCCUCCCAAGCAGCGCGGGCGCUGUCGCCAUCAUCGCCAUCGCAGGCACACGGUCGCGGUACUGGCGGUGGUGUUGCUGCGUCGCCGGAUCUCGUGGCGAUGCUGGCGGAGAUGGGCUUUGAGCUGCCGGCCGCCACGCGCGCGCUGCAGGCAACCAGCAAUGACAUCGAAGCAGCCAUUUCGCGCCUCACCGCCUCCCCAAGCGCCGCACCGCAGCCACAGCCAUCGCCAUCAUCGUCAGUGUCGUCGUCGCCGCAUCGAGGACGUCAGCACGGUCGCGGCGGCGGCGCGGGAUACGGGCAGCGCGAUGGCCGCGGUGGACGCACGGGCCGAUAUGGCGGCAGCAGCGACGACGACAGCAGCAGCAGGACAGGCGGUGAUGGACGGCGUGGUCGUGGCGGUGGCGAUGGUCGACGGGAGCACCAGGCGCCGCACCAGCGCGGAUAUCGUGAUGGUGGUGGUGGUCGUGAGGAUGGUGAUGGGUAUGGUGGUGGACGAGGGUGCGGUCCUGGGAGAAGAGAUGAAGCGCCAGCGCGGCGCGGGAGGGGCAGUGGUGACAGUGGUGAUGGUCGCCACAUGGGUGCACGCAACGUGAGGAGUGAGCGGCCACGCGGCAACGACGGCGGUGUGCCCCGGCGCAGAGAGCAACAGCAACAGCAGCCAAGGCAGCAACCACCAAAGCAGCCACCAAAGCAGCAGCCACAGCAACAGCCAAGGCAGCAGCAACAACAACAGCCAAAGCAACAACAGCAACCAAGGCAGCAGCAACAGCAGCCAAGGCAACAGCAACAGCCACCAAAGCAGCAGCAACAGCAGCAGCCAAAGCAGCAACAACAGCCACCAAAGCAGCAACAACAGCAGCCAAAGCAGCAACAACAGCAGCAAUCGAGGCAGCAGAAUCGAAGUGAGCUGGGUGUUGGGUCGGCGUGCGAUGCGCUUUUCUAUGACGAUGGGCUGGUGUAUCCUGCACAAGUGGUGAACAUCAACCCAGCAGGGGACGUGCUGGUGCAGUUUGAGUACUACAACAACGUGCAGUGGACACAGGCUGGCCACAUCUUCCCACGCCAGCCGCAGCCGCCACAGCUGAUGAUGCCGCAACAGCAGCAGCAGCAGCCACAGCAGCAGUCACAGCAGUCACAGAAACAACCAAAGCAGUCACAGAGACAACCAAAGCAGUCACAGAGACAACAGCGGCAGGAGAAGGGCGCCAGGACGACUGGCGGAGGAUCGAGGUUUCGCAAGGGCGACGCGUGUCUCAUCUCCUUUGAGGGCAGCACUUGCAAGGCAACGCUCACGUCUGAACCAAAGGCCGGGCACUGCUUUGUGCUCAUUCAAGGCCACGAACGGAAAGGCGGGCAGCGCGUGCCAGUCAACCAAUUGCAGCCCAUGCCAUAA
Molecule: messenger RNA, 2325 nt
Organism: Salpingoeca rosetta
Lineage: Eukaryota; Choanoflagellata; Craspedida; Salpingoecidae
Exons: 5
Coding region: 10-2325 (771 amino acids)
Cellular component (GO): nucleus
Molecular function (GO): protein binding
Source: RefSeq, a predicted model, not a curated record